AUGACUAUUGCUGCAUAUGCGUAUGAAACUGACAGAGCUAAACGUUUAUAUUUUGGUCAAUACUCUCUCACACUUACUGACAAAUAUAUUGUUAUCAGUGAUGGAAAUACCGAGAAAUACAUAACAUGGAAGGACUAUGAAAAGUUUGACCCCAUUUUAACUCCAUGCACUAUGCCAUUCAUUGUAAAUGGUGAAGUUGUCAUGAAGAACGACACAACAGUAUAUAAGUCUGUUCAUGAAGCGUUAGAAUAUAUGUUGAAUUAUAAUCCCGAAAGAUUUGACCCAAGCACUACACCAUGUACAAUGCCUUUUAUUAAGGACGGUGAAAUCGUAAGAGUUCCGGAUUCAACGGUUUACACAGCUGUUCAAAACAGUUUACAAAACAUUUUAGCGAAUAUCUUUAAUUCAGAAACUACAGAAAUAAAAUUACCAUAUAUAACAGAUGCUAAAGAAAUUAAAUCAAAAACAACAACAUUAUUUACGUCACUUAAUGAUUUAAUGACUUAUAUCAUUAAUAUUCCUGCACCAACUACAGCAUUUGAUCCAAACUCGACGGUUUGCAGUGUACCUUUCAUAAAGUCGCAAACGGACUCUUUGAGUCCUGAAGGUCUUUCAGACCGAAGCGACCAGGGCGAA
Trichomonas vaginalis G3 is the source of this 636-nucleotide messenger RNA. RefSeq names its product organellar and viral DNA polymerase type B. NCBI's taxonomy places the organism in Eukaryota, Parabasalia, Trichomonadida, Trichomonadidae. The annotation marks the transcript as partial. The record is from RefSeq and is a predicted model, not a curated record. The transcript has a single exon.